Messenger RNA from Dicrocoelium dendriticum, 4133 nucleotides. The record is from the annotation of a GenBank genome assembly. Lineage: Eukaryota; Metazoa; Platyhelminthes; Trematoda; Plagiorchiida; Dicrocoeliidae.
AUGGUGAUAACUAUUCUAUGUGGAUUUAUUCUCUUUCAUGUUUUCAAAGGCGCCUCCUCAUUUAAUGUCGAUAUAAAUGCUCCGGUUAUUAAAACAGGUAGUGCUGACUCUUUAUUCGGAUUUUCUGUGAUGGGACACACUCAUGCGAAUGGCACCAAAGGAAUACUAACUGGCUCGCCAAGGGCUGGAGUAGAUGGCGAAUUAUAUUGGUGUUCUCUGUCGCAAAGAAUUUGUGUAAAAAUAUCUGUCGAUAUUGCUGAGUUGGCCAGAAAACUUGACGAUGAUGUUAUAAGUGGUGCAUUAUUCGGGUAUUCGAUGUCCUCCCUGAGUGUACACGUGCCAUCUAAUGUAACGGUUUGUGCACCCAGGUUAACCCGAUCUGCAGUCUCCCUAGUAUAUGUCAGUGGGGGUUGUUUCGAAUUGGAUUCUCAGCUACGAAGUGCAAAGGUCCAUAUGCCUUCUAUGCUGGCCUGUCAAGGAAUUCAGGAGGCCGCAAAAUCUAUUGAUUUAAGACACUGUACUAUGGGAGCAUCUGUUGGACAACAUCCGAGUAUACCUGAGGAGUUGUACAUGGGUGGACCAUACUUCUACUAUGCAAAAGGAUUGGGACUUGUCAUGGAUACGAAAGAGUACAGAAGAAUGCUCACCUCAAUCGAUGGACUUCCCCCCAACUCACUUGUCGGAUCAUCCCUCGACGUAUCUGAUCGUAUAUUCGCUGCAAGACCUGACGCUCAGCCGACCGUACAUGUCGCUUACGGUGGUCCCGGAGUUCCUGUGAUGAAUGAUGCCAGCGAAACGAUGGGCACCGGCAUGGUCCUCCUAUUUCCCAAUCGCUUGCGGAAUGAGGAGACCAGCAUCAGCCCUGUGUCUGUGGUACGCGGUCAGCGGUUUGGUAGCCGCUUCGGGCAUUGUGUCCUGCUGCUUGACGUUGACGGUGAUGGCUGGGACGACUUGAUCGUUGGUGCCCCCUAUCAGCAGCUGAAAGCCGCGCAGGGUAGCCUGCCAGAAUAUGGAGCUGUACACAUCUUCAUUAACCGGCAAAGAACAUUCAAUUCCCCAGUAGAUGAUUCUGCCGGACUUGACCCGUUUGACUACGAGCCCCAGGGAGCACAUCAAUUGCUUACUCCGACGGGUCUACCCAAAGAGUGCAAGAUUUCCUCGUUAUCCGGCUAUGGGGCCACCGUUGCCAAAAUUGGGGAUAUCAAUCACGAUGGAUUGCAAGAUUUCGCCGUUGGUGCUCCAUUUGAGGAUGAUGGUGGUGCGGUAUUUCUGUACCACGGGACAAGAACAGGGAAGAUCGGGUUACCGGCACAGGUGAUCUGCACAGCCACUUUGGACUCACAACUUGGAGACGGUACAUUAAAAGGGCUCGGUUUCUCCAUCGGUUUGAAGGGGCUAGAUGUGGACAAUAAUGGCUACUCGGAUGUGGCAAUUGGGGCACCACUCUCUAGCACCGUGGUCGUUCUGAGGACGAGACCAAUAAUCAGAUUCAGCGUGCAUGUUGUUCUCGAGGACGGCACCACCGUGAUAAGGGGAAACCUGGACCAACUCCGUGAUUGCACUGCAGAGGCGUCCACUUUGCAAGGUUACAAGGCUUCUAAAGUGCGUUGUCUCGAGGCAAAAGUCUUUUUUACCUACACUAGUAUUGAUGGUGUGCCAUGUUCAAUAAACAAGCAAUAUAAGGUAUCCUCGCUUAUCAAAGCUGACCGGAUUCCGGCCCGGUUACACGAGUCGGAUUCAGCCGCGAUGCCGUUCGUGCCUAAGAAGCCUGAUGGAAGCGACCAAUGCAAAUCCAGCGGGAUGUUGUUGCAGCGAAAUUCUACAGUGGUUAAUGACUUCCAUCGAACAGUAUCAUUUGCUCCGGUGAGCCUCAUCGGAGAGAGGAGCAUACGAGAACUUGGAACAGAAGCCGAACGGAUUCUCUUGAAGGGCAACCAGGAACGCCUAGCUGAUCUUGAUAGCCAUGGGGGAUACUUGCUGCUUAAUUUGCAGGCUACCUGCAGGGAGCUGUCUAGUGAAAAGUCGACUAGUACACCGACUCCUGAAGAACUGUCACACGCAGCGCCCGUUCGAAUCGCUUUUCGAGAUACAAACUUCGUCGACCAAACCAAGCCAGUAUCGAUCGGCGCUAUAUGGUUGGCUGAUACACCCGCACCCUAUCCCACAGCCAGCAACAUGGAUGAAUUUCCUGUUGCAAACCCACGUGAGAACAAGCAAUUGAUGAAUCUCUCUUUCGACAAUCGAUGUUCUACCAAGGUUUGCUGUCCUACACUACGGAUUAGCUAUUCAGUGAAUGUCACACGGGACAAACAUGGUCCGGUGGUCUAUGUUGGUGAUGAUAAAACGCAAACAAUCUCUCUGCAAGCCAGUGUUACCAAUGUCGGAGAGGACCCGGCUUACACGAUUACAUUGGUUAGCACUUAUCCACCUGAUCUGUUGGAAUUAGACCCUAGAGCCGUCGCUGCGAUUCGUAUCACAGAGAACACUGCUGGAUGCCACCUCGGGAAUCCAUUAUGGCCGGGUUCUACAAUGAGUUGUUCUCUCCGCUGGCUUGUCGUUGGUCAUCAAUUAACAGUACAACUGCCGAAUUUUACGGUGAAUAGCACUGUUUUGACUGGCUCAAGUCCUUCUUUGGCGGUAGAUGGAUCAUUCAAACACGAACUACGGGUCAACAUCAAGAUGAUCGCCAACGUCUCUGUGACAGGAAUUGUGGAACCAAAUACUGUCUAUUUUUCUGGAAACGUGACGGACGGCAUUAGCUCCAUCUCGGCGGAAAAUCAGAUGAGCGAUUCUCGACUGUUGAUCAGAUUCACCGUUAUCAAUCUGCGCAAACACAGCCUGAUUCCCUCGUCUCGAUUAGUCAUCGACUGGCCCUACGAAAUUGCCGGAGAUCCCGAUGAACCGCACGGGAAGUACAUGCUGUACUUGCUCGAAGCUCCAUACGUAACGCAGCAUCAACUCAUGUUACCAGGAGAGUCUGGAGUGAACACCACGACCACUGUCAAGUGCGAUUCACGGGCCCUCACUCAUCUGGUAAACCCUCAUGGCUAUCGUAUAUUUCGAUUUCUCAGACCAUCUUCGGAAAGUGUUCCUGUAUUGCUUGGCCCCGUGGAUUUACCUGGUAACCAUUCAACAACGUAUGCAUUUUUAAAGCCUGGUUACGACAAAGAGCCGGUCCCUACAAGACUUACUGAUAUUGAGAAGCGAGAGAAGAGAAUAAUGACCAAUAUCAGCUGUUACAACGGUCGGCUGCGCUGCGUCCCCAUAUCCUGUGACUUGGGCAAGUUAUCUUACAAAGCCGGCCCAAUCACUCUGGAAUUGCAAGCCAGGCUGUGGGAUAACACAUUGCGCGAGGACUUCAAACCAUUCUUCCUAACAAAUCUUCGAAUUUCAGCAACCUGGAAGGCCGACGUGAAGUACGGAAUCGAUCUAGGUGAUUCAGAUCACGCAAGUGCCAUGAUCGAGUUGUCGAUAUUUAAUAAUCUGGAACCAAAACCGAUUGUACCGAAAUAUAUGGCGUUGUACAUUGGGUUGGCUGUCUUUGGUGGCAUUUUGCUGCUUGCCAUAAUCGUCAUCAUUUUGAAAAAGGCCGGGUUCUUUAAACGUAGAAGAUUUAUUCGGAGACCGAAAAAGGACCUGAAAAACCAAACGAAACCAGAUUAUCAAAAAUCAGUCACUGAAAGGGAACCUUUGUACACGUCGGAGCAAAUAGGUUCGCAGCAAUACGAAAGAAGAAGACCUUAUAUGACUGAUUAUCGACCACACCCAGGACCCUAUAUUCAGAGUCACACAGGAUCUACCCAUGGGCACGCUGGCUCUGGAUACACUCAUGGCCCACGCACCCAACAGACUUCAGAUGGAUUCCCCAGAGAAACAAACAACUUCACACAUUACCGAUGAGAGGGAUUAACUUCUUUUGUAUCAUUAUACCAUUGCCACAUUCUCAAAAUGACAAGUAUGUCGCUGCGCUACCAUUGCCACUGCGUGGCGAGUCAUGACUUUUCAUGCUCACUGAACUUCGAAGUGACGUUUUUGUUAUAUCAGACAACAAUGAAAACCCCCUCGAUAAACGAAGUCGUCCAUCCUGGAAACGAGCUAUGCACAUGUGGACCAGAAUAAAAAUCUUACAUAUC